Messenger RNA from Hibiscus syriacus, 1908 nucleotides. RefSeq names its product serine/threonine-protein kinase STY46-like. Gene Ontology annotation, biological process: protein phosphorylation. NCBI's taxonomy places the organism in Eukaryota, Viridiplantae, Streptophyta, Magnoliopsida, Malvales, Malvaceae. The transcript has 16 exons. Gene Ontology annotation, molecular function: protein kinase activity; ATP binding. The record is from RefSeq and is a predicted model, not a curated record. The coding region runs from base 16 to 1767 and encodes 583 amino acids.
UCCUUUUUUUUUUCAAUGGUGAUCGAAGUAAACGACAGUUGCGGGAGCAAAGCGAAGGACACAUCGCCAUUUCAGAGCCGCCGCCAACAGCAACAGAAACUCGAAGUGUACAACGAAGUACUGCAGCGGCUUCGAGAAUCCGGCAAAGACGAGGCUAUUCGGCCCGGUUUCGAAGACGAGCUUUGGACUCACUUCAUGCGUCUCCCUACUCGCUAUGCAUCGGAUGUGAAUGUGCAAAGAGCAGAAGAUGUUCUGAUGCACAAGAGAUUGCUGUAUUUGGCUCAUGAUCCCGCCAACAGACCAGCCAUGGAAGUUCGACUCGUGCAGGUCCAAUCUAUUUCUGAUGAGAGUUUGGCUGAUUCAUCCCUUUCAAACCUCCCAUGUGAGGAGUCUGCUCAAAAUUCUCCAAGACACUCUAGCAGACAGAGCAUACAUCCACCACCUGCCUUUGGCUCAUCGCCUAAUCUUGAAGCCCUUGCACUUGAAGCAAAUAAGUCUAAGGAUCAAGAUGGAAAUAGCUCUCUACCUGCCAAUUCACAUCUUUCCCGGCCCAUGCAUGAAGUUACAUUUUCAACAGAAGACAAACCGAAACUUCUUAGUCAGUUCAGCGCAUUGCUUGCUGAGAUUGGGCUGAACAUCCAGGAAGCGCAUGUAUUUUCCACAAUUGAUGGUUACUCAUUGGAUGUUUUUGUUGUUGAUGGUUGGCCUUAUGAGGAAACCGAGCUGCUUAAAGUUGCUUUGGAAAAGAAAAUCUCAAAAAUUGAGAAGCAAUAUUGGCUGAAGCAACACUCCUUUUCUCCUUCGAGGGACCAUGAAGAAAUGGGAAACAUAAACAAUGAUGACCAGAAUUAUGUGGCAAUUCCUAAUGACGGGAUUGAUGUUUGGGAAAUUGACCCUAGACACUUGAAGUUCGAGAACAAAGUUGCAUCUGGGUCAUAUGGUGAUCUGUAUAAAGGUACUUACCGUAGUCAGGAAGUGGCUAUUAAAGUCCUCAAGCCAGAGAGUAUAAAUACCGAUUUGCAGAGAGAGUUCGCCCAGGAGAUUUUCAUCAUGAGGAAAGUUAGGCACAAGAACGUUGUACAAUUGAUUGGUGCGUGUACCAAGCCGCCGAACUUGUAUAUUGUAACAGAAUUUAUGUCAGGUGGAAGUGUAUAUGAUUACCUUCAUAAGCAAAAAGGCGUUUUCAAGCUUCCAUCCUUGCUUAAAGUUGCAAUAGAUGUUUCCAAAGGAAUGAACUACAUGCACCAAAAUAAUAUAAUCCAUCGGGAUUUGAAGGCUCCCAAUCUUCUUAUGGAUGAAAAUGAAGUGGUUAAGGUUGCUGAUUUUGGUGUUGCUAGAGUGAAAGCUCAAUCUGGAGUUAUGACGGCUGAAACAGGAACGUAUAGAUGGAUGGCUCCUGAGGUUAUUGAACACAAGCCAUACGAUCACAAGGCCGACGUAUUCAGUUUCGGAAUUGUAUUAUGGGAGUUGUUAACUGGAAAGCUUCCAUAUGAAUGUUUAACCCCAUUACAAGCUGCUGUCGGAGUCGUUCAAAAGGGUCUUCGUCCAACAAUUCCAAAGAACAAUAACCCGAAGCUUGCUGAACUGCUUGAUAGAUGCUGGCAACAAGAUCCAACAUCAAGGCCUGAUUUUUCUGAAAUUAUAGAGAUUUUACAACAAAUUGCCAAGGAGCAGGUCGGAGGCGAAGGCGAGAACCGCCGUAAAGAGAAAUCUUCGGGAAGAUUUCUGUCCGUCCUUAGAAGAGGAGGCGGCAGCCACCAAGGUUAGACAGUAUUAUUAUGCAGGGAUGUUCAUAGUCUGAUCAUUAGCCAUUGUCUAUUAACUAUGUUGCCCACUCCCACCAUUUUCACCGGCACUGUACAGUAAUUUAUUCGCCGAUCGAGUUAUCUGAUCGGAUUUUUGUUUCGA